Molecule: messenger RNA, 1608 nt
Organism: Cydia fagiglandana
Lineage: Eukaryota; Metazoa; Arthropoda; Insecta; Lepidoptera; Tortricidae
Gene: Irbp18
Product: CCAAT/enhancer-binding protein gamma-like
Exons: 3
Coding region: 208-561 (117 amino acids)
Biological process (GO): regulation of transcription by RNA polymerase II; DNA-templated transcription
Molecular function (GO): DNA-binding transcription factor activity, RNA polymerase II-specific; RNA polymerase II cis-regulatory region sequence-specific DNA binding
Source: RefSeq, a predicted model, not a curated record
GCUUGCUUUUUUAUAUCCCUGUAAAUUUUCACUCUCAAUCUAUUUACGGGCAUAAGUUUUGUUUUUGUUGUGAAAUUAAAAGGAAAUGCAAGAUUUUGACUAGAUUAGUACAAAUUCUUACCUUUCCAUCGUGUUUGUUGCUCCAGCGUGAAACCGGGACCAGUCGCGUUAAUGCUAGCGUGGCGUGAGGACCUGUGAGCGGUUUUGAUGAUAUUUGAGGUCUCUGAAGACAGCUGCGAGAUGCCUCCUGCAAAAGGGAGACGCGGCGUCAGCGACGCUGAUGAUGAGAGUGACGACUACAGGAAACGCAGGGACAGAAAUAACGAGGCAGUAAAAAAGAGCAGAUUCAAAUCAAAGCAGCGGACACAAGAAACUUUCACCCGAGUGAGCAAACUAAAGGCGGAAAACCAGAUGCUAGAAGACAAAGUCAAGACCCUCACGAAAGAGCUCCAGUUCCUUAAAGAGUUGUUUCUGGCGCAGGCCACCAAGGCACCAAACCCUAAACUAGAGGGUGUUGAUCUGGAGAAACUCCUAGAGGAUAUACCUGAUGAAAAGAAGUAGAUUUAAGGGGGACAUAGAACUUAGGUCCACUCCGCACUAUAGCGUCUUUGGACUUCGGCAUCUAGUCAAUGCUAUGGAAAUUGGUGUUGCUACGCAGUUGUGUUGCGUCGAGUAGCAGCCAUUGAGUUGACUAGACGCCGACGCUCAGGAAACGCUAGUGUGGGGUGGCUCUUAUAGUUCAUUUUUUACAUUAGAAAGAACUUGAAAGAAGGUAAGCGGUCUUGACAUGUCUUUUAAUUGAAAGACGCUUUUUAAAAAUCAGUAACUAUUACUUACGAAAGCAGAAAACUAUAAAUGAUCAUAUGAGAUUCAUAAUUGUUACAUAUUUAAGGUAAUUUAUUUUUAAAAUGUGUUUUUCAAUUAAAAGACACAUCAAGAUUGUUUACCUUAUUUCUAAUGCUAAAAAAAACGAACUAUAGGCGCUAAGCAAAACUUAAUAUCACCUAAGACAUGCCGACACAAGCUAAGCUGCUCUGCACGAAGAUUCCUCGUGAGGUAUCUCAUUUGCAGUGGGCCCGCUUACUCAAUGCAAUAGAAAACUUAUCUUAAAAAAUUGUACUAAUAUAAUUUAGCUGUUAAUUAUUAUUUAUAAUGACUAUUUAGCUACUAGUAUACAAUUUGGACAUAUUGACAGCUUUAAAGGAUUAGGACUUAGUGUGAAAUUGUUAUGAUACUUUUAAUUCUGUUUUAUACAUAUUAUGGUUGUUCUACUAGAACUGAAUUUUUAACGCUUUAAGUAUCACAGCAUGAUGUGACGUACUUAGGAGUUUCAAGUAAUGCGACGUAAUAACGCUAGAUGGCGUUAACCUCAAUUAUACAUAGUGCUGCAGACAUUUUGCACUAGAUGGCGCUGUUAUUAAUAUUUUGAGCUACAAUGUCGUUGAGUUUUCACUUCUGCCGGCACUCCCGGAGUGCAACCUGUUGUUUUUUUUAUAAUGUAAAGUAAAUUUGCGAUUUCAAUGCACUACAUGUUUUGUAAAUAAGAUUUUUUGAUAUAAUAUGCGAUUUUAUAAUAAGAUAUGACAAAAUAAAGAACACUCGAAUUCA